UCCCUGAGAACUUGAAUGCAUUAUUUGACAGUAUCUUAUUUUGAUCCUCCAGCCCCUGGUCAGCCCCCGCGCCCCCCCACCCUGGCAGAGUGUGAGCUCAUCAUCAAGUAUCUCCAGAACAAGGGUGACAGACAGUCACACGAGUUGCUGAGACUGAAGUCAGACCUGAGGGACGUCCUGUACUCGCACAAGUGGACCCCCGAUGCCUACCUCCUCGCUAAGGCCUAUGUGGCGGACGACAAGUCCAGUGAAGGGGAAGUGGAGAGUGUAGCCAAGUUGCCAAAAGUUCCCAUGAAAAAUCCAACUAAAAAAUUGCCCGAGGCAGCCUUUAGGGAAACAGAGAAGGUUUCUCUACCCGCCCUGAAAUCAACGUUAGGAAACAAAAAUGUGGAAAGAAGGAAACGGGUCCAAGCCGCUCAGAAGUCCAGGCUUCGCAAGGAGGUGCUACAGUGACAGCUCACCCCUGAUUGGUCCCAUGCUGUCAUGUGACCUUCUGAUUGACAUAUCAUGAAAAUAGACUAAAAUGCUGCAUGAUUUCAUAGUGGAGUAACCAUCGAAUUCUUAUAAAGAUCAUUUUCAUUGACCUUGUUAUUUUCAUUAUCAUCACACACACAUUGUUUUUACAGCCAUUUUUCUUUUGUAUCUGUAUUGUUGUUUUCUAGACAUGUUUAUGAAAAAUUUUCUGGUUUGGUGAAAGUAUGAAUUCUGAAAGUACGCUCCUAGCCAUGCCAUUAGUCAGCUCCAAUGCUGUAGUAAUAGAAACCUAAAUCUUGAGGCAAAACCUAUUUUUUAAUCAAAUUAUACACAAAUUGAUCAUUGUCCAAAAGAAAAAUUACUUUUGAAAGUAUGUUAAUGGCUAUGCAAAUUUUGUGAUUUUAUUGCAUUGUCUAGAUGUAUAGAAAUGUUAUAUCAAAUGGAACUGAAUAUGCAAUAUUUUGAGAAUGAGAAUACCAGGGUUGUAUCAGACUGGAAGUCAGAAGGAGUGCUGUGUGUUUCAAAUUUGGCUGAUUCUUGCUGGACACAAGAAAUUUUAGUUUUGUGUAUACGUAUACAUUGUGUAGAUAGAUUCCUUUGACGUAGGUAUAGGAUUGACUGUGAAAAAUGUGGUAUGUAAAAUAUACGAGGUCUCCCAAACUUUUGGAUUGCGCGGUAAAGUAUCCAUGGUGCUGAGGUAUCAAGUUUCAAAAGGUUGGGGUGACCCUGUACAGUUCAUAGAGACUUUAUCGAAUUUUAUGCCAUAUCAUUUUAACAUAUGAUUUAGACGCCCUGAACAUUUCAGCAUGUCGUCAACGAUCAUUGUGCCAGAAGUAAAAAUGCAACAGCAGAAUA
Molecule: messenger RNA, 1329 nt
Organism: Branchiostoma floridae (Florida lancelet)
Lineage: Eukaryota; Metazoa; Chordata; Leptocardii; Amphioxiformes; Branchiostomatidae
Exons: 4
Coding region: 16-453 (145 amino acids)
Source: RefSeq, a predicted model, not a curated record